AUGGCGCAAUAUUCGGUAGAGGUUGGCAAAGCCGCCAACGAGCAUGAAACGGCUCCAAGAAGGAACAUCAAGGCCGCAAAGGAGCCGCUGGUGAGACCGGUCGGGUUCUCGUGCUCGACAGUGUACGAGUUUGCGAUGGAGGCGUUCCAGAAGAACAAGUCGCGUCCCGCAAUGGGCUGGAGAGACGUGGUGGAAAUCCACGAGGAGACCAAGGAAGUGACCAAGAGGAUCGACGGCAAGGACGAGAAGAUCGAGAAAAAAUGGCAGUACUACGAGCUGUCGCAUUACAAGUACAACACGUUCCAGGAACUGACCUCGAUCAUGCAUGAUCUCGGUAGGGGUCUGAUCAAGCUGGGCUUGACGCCGGAGGAGUCAAAGCUGCAUAUAUACGCCGGUACGUCGCCCAAAUGGAUGAAAAUGUUCCUGGCCGCGCAGACCCAGAGCAUCCCUGUUGUGACUGCGUAUGACACUCUGGGGGAGAAGGGUCUGAUUCACUCCAUGCUGCAGACCAACACCAACGCCAUGUUCACCGAUAACCAUCUUUUGCAGUCGCUAAUCGGGCCGUUGGAAAAGACCCCGGAAAUGAAAUUCAUCAUUCACAAUGAAGCCAUCACGGAGAGCGAUAAAAGAUACGGCGGCAAGUUGUACCAGAACGCAUUCAACGCUGUCAACAAGCUGAAGGAGAUUAGGCCCGACAUCACAAUCAUAAGUUUCGACGACCUUUUGAAACUCGGUGAAAGUGCAAGAGAUGAGAUCAGCACGUUUUUACCGAAGGAAAAUGACACCUCGUGCAUAAUGUACACCUCGGGUUCCACAGGUGAUCCAAAAGGUGUCGUAUUGACCCACAGAAACAUCAUCGCGGGUGUUGCCGGGGUCACAGAUAACGUUCAAGGCUUUAUUGGUAUCAGAGAUCGUGUUAUUGCAUUUUUGCCACUGGCUCAUAUCUUUGAACUAGCAUUUGAACUGAUUUGCUUCUACUGGGGUGGAGUUCUGGGCUAUGCAAAUGUCAAGACGAUUUCAAGCGCUUCUGUACGUAAUUGUAAAGGUGACAUGGAAGAAUUCCAACCAACUGUCAUGGUUGGUGUUGCAGCAGUUUGGGAAUCUGUUAGAAAAGGUAUCAUGGCAAAAAUCAGUCAAUUGCCUACGAUUACUCAGAAAAUUUUCUGGACCGCAUAUCAUGCAAAGAUUAAAAUGAAACGUUAUCACAUUCCAGGCGGUGAUAGUUUAGGUAACUUAGUCUUCAAGAAAGUUAAGCAAGCCACUGGUGGUCAUUUAAGAUACGUUUUGAACGGUGGCUCUCCAAUCAGUAUUGAUGCUCAGGAGUUCGUUACAACUUUACUAUGUCCAAUGCUUAUUGGAUAUGGUUUAACAGAGACUACUGCAAAUACUUGUGUUUUGCAACCUGAUCGUUUUGAAUAUGGUGUUGCUGGUGAUUUGACUGCUGCAGUUACUGUUAAAUUAGUUGAUGUUGAAGAAUUGAAUUAUCUUGCAAAAAAUAAUCAAGGUGAAGUUUGGAUUAGAGGUGCAUCGGUCACAUCAGAAUAUUACAAAAAUCCAAAAGAAACCGAAGACGCGUUUACUAAAGAUGGUUGGUUCCGUACUGGUGAUAUUGGUGAAUGGUUACCAAAUGGUCAUUUAAAAGUUAUUGACAGAAAAAAGAAUUUAGUUAAAACACAAAACGGUGAAUAUAUCGCCUUAGAAAAGUUAGAAUCAGUUUACAGAUCAAGCACUUUUGUUCAGAAUAUUUGCGUUUAUGCUGAUCAAUCAAGAGUUAAACCAGUUGGAAUUGUUGUACCAAAUUUGGGUCCUGUAGCAGAGAUAGCAGAAUCGAAUGGUAUUUUAAAAAAAGGUGAUGAUGUUGAAAAUCACUUGCAUGAUAAAAAACUUCAAAACAUCGUCCUCAGAGAAUUAUUAAAGACUGGAAAAUCACAAGGUUUGAUAGGUAUUGAGUUACUUGAAGGUAUAGUUUUUUUUGAUGAAGAAUGGACACCUCAAAAUGGAUUUGUUACCUCUGCACAGAAAUUGAAGAGAAAGGAUAUCUUCAAUGCUGUAAAGGAUGACAUUCAAAAGCUGUAUGGUUAA
Molecule: messenger RNA, 2082 nt
Organism: Zygotorulaspora mrakii
Lineage: Eukaryota; Fungi; Ascomycota; Saccharomycetes; Saccharomycetales; Saccharomycetaceae
Gene: FAA1
Product: long-chain fatty acid-CoA ligase FAA1
Exons: 1
Coding region: 1-2082 (693 amino acids)
Biological process (GO): long-chain fatty-acyl-CoA metabolic process; long-chain fatty acid metabolic process
Cellular component (GO): lipid droplet; plasma membrane; endoplasmic reticulum
Molecular function (GO): long-chain fatty acid-CoA ligase activity
Source: RefSeq, a predicted model, not a curated record